CAAAGAGUCCUUCCUCCGCGCCCUCACCGAAAACCUCCAGAUCCAACUCCGUACAUCCGCGAUCAACUACCACGCCGCCCUCCGAGAGGCCAAAAACAAAAACAAGAAGAUUGAUAAUCUCACGGAAUACCUGCGAGCAAAAGGACUGCCGUAUUAUGAGCGGUGUCAAUUGACGUAUGUGGUAUAACGCCCCGUACCAAACUGGCAACAAGAAACGGCCCAAGAAUCUGUUGUUGGCGUUUGAAAAUAAAGAGCAUUAUUCGGUUUAUUCCAAAGACGACCUGUGGGCCAUCUCCGGCGACCCAGACUUCACCACAACCUUCAUCGGCCGCUCCCAAUUCUACGGCGCCUCACGAAAUUCCGUCAUGGAGAUAAUCCCCAUGUCCCCCCACGACACAACCCUAGCCAACACCCUCCUCACAACAACCCACACCGCCUGGGCGCUCCGUGUCGCUUCGGCGAGUUCGGAUAUUCUGAUGAUGGAUAAUCUCCGUGACAAUCUCGGAAGAACAGGUCUAUUGACGACGGUGUUGGACCCCAGCGCGGGUGGUGGGGGUGCGGGCGGGACAGGAGGGACGGGGACGGCGAAGGCGAAGGCAAAGGGGAGGGGGUUCAAAGCGCCGUCGAGCGCUGCGUUGGUGGACGGUGAGAAACUGGAGGAUUAUUGGCGGGUUAUGGCGGAUGUUGCCGGGAGUUACGGGUUGAAUGAGAGUCAGAGGGAGGUUUUGACGCAGUUUGCGUCAAGCAUCGCCGUCCCGGGCACCCCCCCGAUCUGUCUCGCCCACGGCGUCUUCGGCGCCGGCAAGAGUUUCCUCGUCUCCGUCAUCGUCAUCUUCCUGCACAAGGCCAUGGCCUCCGGGUGUCUCCGCAAACCGGACAAGUUCAAAGUCCUGGUGGCGUCCAUGACGAACGUCGCUGUGGAUCGGAUCCUGCUGGAGUUGCUCAGGCUUGAGUUCAGAGAUUUCGUGAGGGUGGGCAGUUUGAAGAAGAUUGCGAAGCCGGUGUUGCCGUUCACCGCGCAGGCGAAGAAUGAUCAUGAGGAUACGCGGGAUCUGCAGGAUUUGUUGAAUGGCGAGCUGACGCCGGAGGAGCGGAGAGAUGUGGAGGAAACGAUGGCGAAGUUUAAGAAGAAUAUGAACAAGUCGAUUACGGAGAAGGCUUUUCUUGUUGGAGCGACCUGUUUGGCAACGACGUUCGAGAGCUUCGACUGGUAUCAGAACACCGUCGUCAUCCUCGACGAGUGCAGUCAAAUGACAGAACCCAUGUCCCUCCUCCCCCUCGCGCGCUUCGGCAGCCAAAAAGCGCUGCUUGUCGGCGACCCGCUCCAGCUGCCCCCGACGAUCCCGACCACCGCCGACCCCAGCCGCAAAGACGGGUUGGAACGCACGUUGUUUGAGCGGUUGGCGGAAAGUGGGUUGACGCCGGUCUUGUUGAGGACGCAGUAUCGGGUGAGUUGCGCAAAAAUCAAUCAUCCGUCUCACGCUUUCCUUCCUUGGUUUUUUUUUGCUUCUGACAUCUCUUCUGGUCCUUCUCAUGUAAGUGUCAUCCAGCGAUCGCACAAAUCAGCAACGAGCUCUUCUACCAAGGCCAGCUCACGCACGGGAAAACGGCCCAGGAGCUGUGUCCGCUCUACAACGGGUUACCGACACUUUCGUUCGUUGAUGUGCCGAAAGGGCAGGAGGUGCGUGUGCUCCAGGAAACAUUCUUCUGCGCACAUACUAAGAUUGCUUAUGAUGCUUCUUUUUUCUGGGGGGUAGGCUCAACAGAAAGGCGGGACGUGGGCUAAUUUCGAGGGUGAGAGAUUGAUCGACAUAUAUGUGCCCUGGAUGAUGCGAAGAUGAGGA
This is a messenger RNA of Fimicolochytrium jonesii, 1844 nucleotides long. RefSeq names its product AAA domain-containing protein. Gene Ontology annotation, molecular function: helicase activity. The transcript is spliced from 7 exons. NCBI's taxonomy places the organism in Eukaryota, Fungi, Chytridiomycota, Chytridiomycetes, Spizellomycetales, Powellomycetaceae. The record is from RefSeq and is a predicted model, not a curated record. Bases 177 to 1757 code for a protein of 526 amino acids.